Closterium sp. Naga37s-1 is the source of this 867-nucleotide messenger RNA. NCBI's taxonomy places the organism in Eukaryota, Viridiplantae, Streptophyta, Zygnematophyceae, Desmidiales, Closteriaceae. The record is from the annotation of a GenBank genome assembly.
AUGCCUGAAAAUCACCACACUAUGUGCAGGUACUUCAACAAGAAUGGGUGGCCGCAUUCGUCGUUUCUGACCACCCCUCCAGCAACAGAUGCUGACAAGGACUUGCUUAUAGACACGCUGCAGGUGAUACCUGGUAUAGGUGCAGGUGAUACCUGGUGCAGCCACAUCUCACCGCCUUCCGCUUGCCCCACUUGUUCCCCUUGCUCCGUGUGUCUCCUCCGCCAAUGCACUUUUGCCCCUACCAGAGUGACUCGCAAGCCGACUCAGAAGCCUCAUCUCACUGUGUGCCCCUCUUUCCCUCGUGUCUCUCUCUGCGUCCCUCCGUGCUCCCACCACACGUGCUCCCACCACACGUGCUCCCACCACACGUGCUCCCACCCCAUGUGCUCCUACCAGGAUUGGAAGACCGACAAAUACCAACAGAUGAUUGGGUCGGGGCAGGUGCCAGUGCGACCAGGAGUGGUGGAGUUGAUGGAUGAAGCGAGACAGAGGGGUCUGCUGGUGGCGGUGUGUUCUGCGGCCACCAAGAGCUCAGUCAUUUUCACUCUCACCAGCCUGCUGGGGAAGGAGAGGUUUGAGCGGCUGGAUUGCUUCUUGGCAGGUGACGACGUUCCAAAGAAGAAGCCAGACCCAACCAUCUAUAAGAUUGCAGCCCAGCGCCUGGGAGUCCCCCCCUCAUCGUGCCUGGUGGUGGAGGACAGUGUGAUUGGCCUGCAGGCUGCUCUGGGUGCCGGCAUGCCAUGUGUCAUCACCUACACACCGUCCACCAAGAGCCAGGAUUUCAAUGGGGCUGUAACGGCGUUUGAUGAUCUCGGUGGAGUUUCUUUGGAUAAGCUCAUUACUGCAUGCUCUGCUGUUGUGGCCUGA